CUCAAAUAAGGACGCCAUACUCCUUGGAAUACGUAACCAAGCUAACAAGACAAGGCAAACACAUACGAUACAAUGCCCCCGCCGUAUUGUGAAGUUAAGGACAGGGGAAAGAACAACGCAGCUUUUGUAAACGACAACGGAGUGAUAGAAAAUGGUAUCGAACCGACGAAAAAGGACACGGAUGAGCAAGAGGUUGAUCCUUGGGAUUUACCGGAGCUUCAAGAUACAUCGAAACCCUUUAGUGAGAUGACUGGCAAUGAAAAGAUACGUUUCGUGUUGUGGAUCAUACUGCGAAUAAUUCUGUUCCUUGGCUUACUUUAUCUCUUCAUAUGUUCCUUGGAUUUUCUCAGUUCAGCAUUUCGACUUCUUGGAGGUAAGGCAGCUGGUCAAGUGUUCCGAAACAAUGAAAUCUUGCGGAACCCCGUGACCGGUGUGAUGAUUGGUGUUUUAGCUACUGUCUUGGUUCAAAGUUCCUCCACAAGUACUUCUAUCGUGGUAGCCAUGGUUGGAGCUGGACUCCUAGACGUCCAGACAGCCAUCCCCAUCGUGAUGGGUGCUAAUAUUGGUACUUCCGUUACCAACACGAUCGUGGCCCUCGGGCAAAUCGCCAGUAAGGAUGACUUCCGUCGGGCAUUCGCCGGGGCUACCGUCCACGAUAUGUUCAACUGGACUAGUGUCAUUGUGCUCCUCCCUUUAGAGGUAAUCACAGGAUACUUGUUCCAUCUGAGCAAAGUUAUGGUGGAUAGUUUACAUCUUGAAAAAUACCAGAAUGGCAAGCAAGACUUACUCAAGGCCAUCACAGAGCCUUUUACCAAAAAGAUCAUCCAGGUUGACAGCAAGGCUAUCGAAAGGAUUGCCCACAACGAGGAUGUAGAUACGCUACUAAAAUUGUGCUGCAAGUCCGAGACACCAGACCCUGUUAACGUCACAUACGCUAAUGGCACUUGGUACAUGGAUAAGCAGAGCAAAGUCUGUGUCACGCAAUGUGAUUUUAUUUUCAGAGAUAUCGGUUUAGGAGACACAGAAAUAGGAGCAAUAAUGCUAGUGCUUGCUCUUCUCCUACUAUGUGUGUGUCUGUUCUCCAUCGUUAAACUGCUGAAUUCCCUCUUGAAAGGUAACAUCAGGAAAAUAAUCAAGAAAGUAAUUAAUGCAGAGUUUCCAGGAAAGUGUGCUUACUUCACUGGUUAUAUUGCUCUAAUUGUUGGGUGUGGAAUGACCAUCAUUGUACAGUCCAGCUCAGUUUUCACGUCAGCCAUGACACCGCUGGUAGGUGUGGGUGUGAUCAGUAUAGAAAGAAUGUACCCGUUGACCCUUGGAUCGAAUAUAGGCACUACGACUACGGGCAUCCUCGCCGCUCUGGCACAAGACGCUGACAAAAUCAAAGAGCCUCUCCAACUGGCGUUCUGCCACCUGUUCUUCAACAUCUCGGGAAUUGCCCUAUUUUAUCCACUUCCGUUCACGAGGUUUCCCAUUAAACUGGCAAAGUCUCUUGGAAAUAAGACCGCUAAAUACCGAUGGUUUGCAGUUGUAUAUUUAAUAUCCAUGUUUUUCCUGCUACCACUGAUCGUGUUCGGACUGUCCAUUGCCGGCUGGAAGGUGAUGGCUGGUGUUCUCAUCCCCAUCACUUCCAUUAUCGUCAUUAUUUGCAUAAUCAAAGUCAUUCAGAAAAAGAAGCCUGGUAUUCUACCGAAAGUCCUCCGUAACUGGAAGUUUCUCCCUCUGAUUUGCCGUUCUCUCGAGCCCAUAGACAGAUUAACGAAAGUAUGUGUCUGCAGAUCCUGCUGUGCUGAGUCUAUCGAUGAUAAGCCCAAGGUCGAGAACUAUUUAGAAACGACCAAAAUAUAGACAUCCAUGCUGGAAAUAACAUUGACAGAGUAAAAUAAAGACCAAAUAUUGUUAUUUAGCUAUGUCAACAAUGACUUUCAUCUUCACAGAAACUUCAAUGAUAACUGUUUCAUCUACACUGCCAUAAAAACCUUAAAGAACAUCACAGACGGAUGCAUAUUGCAUCUCGCCCCAUACAAUGACCAUGGGGUCAUAGCGUGUCCGAUUUUGACUUCAAACAUGUCGGUCAAAUUCAACAUGCACAAAGUCAUACUUUUGGUAACAAAAACCGUUUUAUUUACAAACUAGUUCAAUGAUAUGUAUUGAAAAUGUUGAUAAGUUCGGGAUACGUUCAGCUCAGCAAUGUCAAGUCCGGAAUGAGUUGUCCGACCCAGAAAUGUAAGCCUGAUGGCUGUCCCCUUAGCGUAUCCCCUUAUCCCCAGACUAGUUUUAUCUAUAGUAAAAAAUAUAAACUUACAAUUCUACCUCUGAUUCAAUAUCUUUCCUUAGGACGUGCAGAUGCAGUUUUUAGUCGUAAUUAUUUAAACUUCUUUCCUUGUCAUAUCAGUUUUAUCACAUAAUUCAUAUUCUCGGAUUUAUAAUUGAGGUAUCUGCUACAAAGAUUGCUGCACCAAUGAUAUCCAUGUGUGCCAAGUGAUCAAAAAUAGGCAUGCAUAUUUACACUUGGACGACAUUGGAUUGAACGACUUGAUCCCUGUCAAUAAUCACUGUGAUAAACGAUUUGUUGUACCCAUCAUGCUAUCAUGUCAUUGUUGUAUAUAUUAUAAUCAUGCUCUAUGUGUCUGAUAAUCGAUAUCAUUUACAUUUUUAAGAUUUACUUUUAUGGAUCCCAAUUGUUUUGUUAUUUUUCUAGAAUUUUUCGAAGAUUCAGUUUUCAAGUUUGCAAACAAGCUGGUCCCAUAUCGCUCUUCUGGAAAUUCAUAGCACAUUAACAGACAUACAUGUAUGUAUAUGCAAACUGUUUAUUAUGACACCGUGUAUGUACGUAUCAAUGCUAUGGAGGGAAAGGUGUAAUAUAUGUGGACGUAAGACGAUUAAGCAUAGAAAUUAACUGUGUAACUUUUAAGAAAUAAGAUACAUACACAUACCAUUACUUAAACCGUAAAUUUCAUGUAUGUUGUCCAAAAUGAUGUGCUACAGAGGACAAAUGAAAUUGAUAACAACAUACAGUAAAACUGGGAUAAGUCGAAGUCGACGGGACCAAGCAAAAUAUUCGACUUAUCCGAUGGUUCGGCUUAUCCGUGUCCGUUUGUAUACGGAGACAAAAUACCAUCAUACUAUCAUACUAUCAUCGAUUGUAUGCAGAACAAGUGCUUGAAAACAUAGUCGAAAAUACUUAGUAAGCGAUAAAUAAUAAGAAAGAAAUUAGUUAAUUGUACACGAUAACAAUUAUUCCUUUAUCUCAGGAGCUUAACUCAAUUCUUUUCGCAUUUUUAUGGAACAGUAGGGCUGACAAAAUAAAGAGAGAUGUCGCAACCCAGAAUUAUUAUGAAGGGGGUCUUAAAAUGGUUAGUGUAAGAUUGUUUAUAGACUCAUUGAAAUUAGGUUGGGUGAGAAGGUUAUAUAAGAAAACAUGCAA
Molecule: messenger RNA, 3424 nt
Organism: Pecten maximus
Lineage: Eukaryota; Metazoa; Mollusca; Bivalvia; Pectinida; Pectinidae
Product: sodium-dependent phosphate transport protein 2B-like
Exons: 9
Coding region: 73-1845 (590 amino acids)
Biological process (GO): sodium-dependent phosphate transport
Cellular component (GO): membrane
Molecular function (GO): sodium:phosphate symporter activity
Source: RefSeq, a predicted model, not a curated record